GUGACAUGAAUUUAGCCUUCCGACCAAUGAUAGGGCUAGAAGAUUUUUAGCACGAAUUUUGUAUUUGAACGUGUAUUCAGUUCGUUUGCUCUGUGGUUUUAUCGGGUGGCAGAAUGAUGGAUGCCUUGGCAGUGGUGACCCAACUGCGGGAUCUAGCUUCCGAGCCUCAGAACCGUGAAGCUAUAGUUCAGGAUCAGGGUUGUCUUCCUGGUCUCGUCCUUUUUUUAGACCACAAAGACUCUAAUGUCCUCCUCGCCACUCUUCAAACCCUGCGGUAUCUGGCAGAAUUGACACAAAAUAUAAGCACCAUGAAGAAUGAACUGGGCAUGAUGGUGAGCCUGGAAAACCUGAUGGAGAAAGAGGGUUUGACGGAUGACAUAACUGUCCUGGCCAAAGAUGUGUACGACGUUCUGACCGGGCCAGUCAACACACAAACAUUCAGAACUCCAGCACAACAGCAAAGGAGAAACAAAUCCCAGUUCUUCAUCAACACCUCCAAUAAGAAGGCAAAAACAGUCACCUUACAAAUCGAGGGCCUAGAUGGGUCGGACCAGCGUGGGAUGUGUGAGGAGGCUUUACUGAAGGUCAAAGGGGUCAUCAGUUUCACAUUCCAGAUGGCCAUGAAGAGGUGCACCAUACGCAUUCGCUCCGACUUGCCCACUGAGAAUCUGGCCACUGCUAUUGCAUCAACUAAAAUCCUGCAGGCCCAGCAGGUAGUGAAGAAUGAUACUGGGGAGGAGGUCCUGAUCCCCCUCAGCAUGUCCAGCACCGCCAUCCAGGAGAACUCCCAGGUGCCCGACUACCUCCCCGAGGACGAGAGCCCGGAGAAGGAGCUGGACCGCGCUGUCUCUCGGACCGGCGCCAAGGAGGACGGCAGCGGGAGCUGGCUCAACACGGCGGCCAGCUUCCUCACCCGCUCCUUCUACUGGUAAAGGUCACAGGGGACUGUUCACGCCAACCACUGCCUCUCAGGGGAAUGCUAACAACCGGAUGAACACGAACGCUUCUGUUUCCACAUCAACCUGCACACUGCUCCUACGCUCGGUGUGAGAAGGUGAUGGGGAGAUUGCAUCCCAGUCAGUGCUGCUUUCAACACUUCCAGAUUUGCGUCCUCCUUCUGGGUCGACGCCUCCCUGCUACAUGCUCUGCCGAGACCCUGGGUCAUUAUGGAGAUGGGGUUAGCCAGUGGGCUAAGCCAGUGCCUCAUUCAACACUGGUGUAACUCUUGCUUUCUCCUACAGGGUUGAUGCCCACUGUGUCUUUGGCAGAGGGCUCCAGAUCAUUACCAGAGCUGAAUAGUUAUUCAUCCUCAAAUUGGCCAUGCACCCUCAUGAACUAUUGCUAGCUAGAUGAUUAAUACAUGUGUGGUAGAUAGACCGAUCCAUAGAGGAUUUGUUGAUGCUGAUUCAUCCACUGAGUAACAUGGAAAUGUGGUUGCUUCUCACGGGGUACUUCUGCAAAGCUCUUUGUUUGUUUUCCAUGUUCAUAUUUGUUCAGUAUGUCUGUCUGUCUACUAUUUUCUGUCCUGUUUCCCUGUUGUAACUGUUUUUUUUUUUUUCCCCAGUUGACGUGUGUGUGUG
Alosa sapidissima (American shad) is the source of this 1580-nucleotide messenger RNA. RefSeq names its product armadillo repeat containing 1, like (gene armc1l). NCBI's taxonomy places the organism in Eukaryota, Metazoa, Chordata, Actinopteri, Clupeiformes, Clupeidae. The transcript has 7 exons. Bases 114 to 932 code for a protein of 272 amino acids. The record is from RefSeq and is a predicted model, not a curated record. Gene Ontology annotation, molecular function: metal ion binding; protein binding.